Messenger RNA from Emiliania huxleyi CCMP1516, 1896 nucleotides. RefSeq lists its product as hypothetical. The coding region runs from base 1 to 1896 and encodes 631 amino acids. Gene Ontology annotation, molecular function: hexosyltransferase activity. The transcript has 2 exons. Lineage: Eukaryota; Haptophyta; Isochrysidales; Noelaerhabdaceae. Gene Ontology annotation, cellular component: membrane. The record is from RefSeq and is a predicted model, not a curated record.
AUGGCGGAUGAGGCCAGCGAUACCACUCUUGCAGAGUUUCUCGCGAGCGUAUGCGGUGGCGCGUGGCUGCGCUGCAAGCUUCACACGCGCGCAAUGGUCUUCCAGACGGUGGCGCAGCUGAUGCCGGCCUCAGCUUCAGCCCUACUUCAGCGCAGCGCUCUCGACUUUUCAACCCUUGUCAAGGUGGCGCUGCCGCACGUGCUGCCAGCGGACGUGAUCUCGCUUGUCGCCGUCGACGCCGACGUUCUGUGGCGAGCCGACGUGGCGGAACUAUGGGCCGUCUUUGAGACUGCGCGCGCCGCCUCGUCAGCAAUCGCCUUCGGCAUGGCGCUCGACGCAAUCCGUCUGCGCAAGUGGAAGCCGCAGUAUUGGUUGAGGCCGUACGCCGCGGCACCGUACAAUGGCGGCCUCGUCCUGAUGGACCUCGCCCGCGCGCGCAGCCAGCAUUGGCUCAACGUGAGUAGCCACGCGGUGUGGCGCGCGCUCGGCGCGGCUGGCCCAUCCGCGCGCCUCGAGUUUGGCGACCAGGACUGGUUCAAUGCGGCGUUCGCGCGCCAUCCAGCCAUGGUGGCAGAGCUGCCGUGCACGUGGAAUAUUCAGUUGUCGGCGCUGCGCUUUCUGCCGAAGCGCGCGCAGCUGGUGCUGCCGUGCGGUUCGCUUUACGAUGGGUCCGCCGCCUCGCUCACUUCGGGCGCCAAGUUGCUGCACGGCUCGGCCUGGAGCUUCCCUGGGAACACCGGCGGUCGCGCAGUCGACGCCGGCGCGCCGCACGCCGUCGAGCAUGCCCGCUAUGCAGCAAUGGCGCCAUGCGAGUUGCCGCGCGUCGCGUGCCGUGCCGCCGAGGCGGCGUCGAACCGCUCGCUGCGCGGCAGGGUUUGGGCGGAGUGGCCGAUGCGUCGCGCGGCCAUGUCACCGCUGCGGGCUGCGGGGCCCGCGACACGCCGCAUUGCACCCGCUAACGACGACGACGGCACCAAGCCCCUGCCCACUGCGCCCACUGCCUCCCACACCACCGCCGCGACAUCUCGCGUGGAGCUCGUCAUCGGCGUGCUUGGACGCGCAGCGCACGUGGAGCGCCGCGACGCGAUCCGCCACGGUCUGCACACACUCACAUUCGCCUACCCGUCGUACCACCUAGCAAAGCGCGUUGCGCUCGCGGCCGAGAUGCGGCGUCACGGCGACGUACUGGUGGCCAACUGUAGCGACUCCGACGGCUUUGUCCCGGGGGGCGCGGUGCCCGCGCGCAGCCGUUCGGACCCCGAGGCCAGCAAGCUGCUCGCACUGCUCCGCUGGGCGAUUGAGGCGCACCCGCGUGCGGGCUAUGUCAUGCGCAUCCACGACGACACGUACGUGCGGGUGCACGCGCUGCUCCGCGCGAUCCGCGCCGAGCCGAUCCCGACAUCGCACCUCAUCUGGGGUCGGUUCGUGCGCGGGUGCCGUAAUGACGACGUGCAGAGGCUGCGUGCGGGCGGGCUGAAGCGCAACGAGUCGUUGUGGCUCUGCAUGCUGCCCAAAUCGCUCCGCCCGAGCUUCGCCGAGGGCCUCUUUCUCUUCCUGCCCUACCCGUCGGGCCUCGGGUGGGUCUACUCUCGUGAUGUGGCCGAAUGGGUGGCGCACAGCCGCCUGCCAUUUCGUCGUAUCUGGCCCGCCGACGCCACCGCCGGACUGUGGACAGCGGCGCUCGACAUCCGACAUUUCGACGACGAGCGCUUCCACGACAUCAGCGGCCGCGGUGGACUGCAGCGGUGGUGCGAUGCGACCAGCCUGGCAAUCCACUACAUGGACGCGCGAGCGUGGGCGGCCGUCGAUCGCUGCGGCUGCCUGGCGUGCGGCAAUGGCACGUGCCCGCCGCCGCCACCCAAGGGGGCCACCUGUGAGCUUGGGCGGCCGCAUUGA